AUGGACGGAUAUGCAUCUGAACACUCACGUGGACAGAACGUGUAUUGGGUUGUGGUCUCCCAUACCCAAGUCACGAGAGAGAGAUCUGCCGGCCAAGGCACCAGGGAUGAGUAUCUGGUCAAUGCAAACGCGUUAGAUACGCUUACAGUAUCCAUUGGAGAGUGUCACAUCAUCCGAGUAAUCACACAUUGGUCAUCACUACAAUCCACAGCUCACGAGAUAGCACCUCUACAAUACACAACUCAUUCACACGAUGUUGUCUCUGCAUUCCAGCCGGAGAUACCACCCGUGCUAUCGGUUAAGCCAGAGACCAGCGAAGACCUGACCAAUGCACAAACGCUGGCCAUGCACAUGACGGACACCGAGAAAGAACGUGCUGUGCAACAAGGUCAUAUGCAGGAGGUUAGCGAUGAACUGUGUGUAGGGUUCUGGAAACAGACACGUUUGAUGCGCAUGGAGGGCUUGCCUGGAGAAUGUAUCGGCGUGAGUAUAGUCGAAGUCGAGAAGGAGAAGGACUACUACAGCACCAAUUACUGCCCUGUGAUUGGGGUGUCAGUCCUUCGCAUGGACGCCCCUGCCGACGCCCAAAGACCUGAAGUCUCAUU
This is a messenger RNA of Sphaeroforma arctica JP610, 605 nucleotides long. RefSeq lists its product as hypothetical. Lineage: Eukaryota; Ichthyosporea; Ichthyophonida. The transcript is spliced from 3 exons. The record is from RefSeq and is a predicted model, not a curated record. The annotation marks the transcript as partial.